AUUAAAUCUCUGUCUCUCUAUCUCUCUCUCUCACUCUCUGCUGCACUCACAAACUACUCCCACCACUUUUUAUACAUAUAUACUACUACUACUAUACACAACUAGUACUAGUAGUAAUAAUAUAACAAUCUUCUACUCUUUCUUUCAAAUCUCUUUAACAUUCUCUGUGUGUGUGUGUCUCUCUCUCUCUCACACAUACAUACAGAGGAAGAGAAAGAGAAAGAGGAAGAUGAGGUUGUGGUGUUUGUGCAGUUUAUUAGUAUUGGUGGUUUUGGGACAAGGGCAAGAAGAUGUAGGAGGAGGAGGAGGAGGGAGUAAAGAGAUGGUGCCAGCAAUGUUCAUAUUUGGAGACUCUCUGAUUGACAAUGGAAACAACAAUAACUUAGCUACCCUUGCCAAAGCCAACUAUUUCCCUUAUGGCAUUGAUUUUCAAGCUGGUCCUACUGGUCGCUUCUCUAAUGGCUACACCGUGGUUGAUGAAAUUGCUCAACUGUUGGGACUGCCUCUGAUUCCUCCAUACGCUCAAGCUUCUGGUCAACAACUGCUUCAUGGUGUCAACUAUGCCUCCGCCGCCGCCGGAAUCCUCGACAUCACCGGCCGCAAUUUUAUGGGUCGCAUACCAUUCAACCAACAAAUAAUCAACUUUCAAAACACACUUGAUCAAAUUAGCAAUUACCUUGGAGCAACGGAUUUGGCUCAAGCACUCUCUCGAUCCAUAUUCUUCGUCGGAAUGGGAAGCAAUGACUACCUCAACAACUACCUUAUGCCCAAUUACCCAACUCGGAAUCAGUAUACCGGCACUCAAUAUGCCGAUCUCUUGGUUCAAGAGUACAACCAACAACUCAUUAGGUUGUACAAUCUUGGAGCCCGGAAAUUUGUACUAGCAGGGCUCGGGUUGAUGGGUUGCAUUCCAAGCAUCCUGGCACAAAGUCCAAACGGUGUAUGCUCAGAAGAAGUGAACCAACUUGUGCUGCCUUUCAAUGCAAACAUGAAAUUGAUGAUCGACAACCUCAGCGCCAAUCUCCCCGGUUCCCACUUCAUUUUCAUCAACAUUCACAACAUGUUCAAAGAUAUUCUCACCAAUAAUAGUUCUUAUGGAUUUAGUGUGAUAAACAAGGGUUGCUGUGGGAUUGGAAGAAACAGCGGGCAGAUAACAUGUCUUCCGCUCCAAACACCGUGUUCAGAUCGAAAUCAGUAUGUGUUUUGGGAUGCAUUCCACCCAACAGAAGCAGUAAACAUCAUAAUGGGGAGGAAGUCUUUCAGCGGCGAUCAAAGCGUGGCUUAUCCAAUGAAUAUAGAGCAACUUGCCAAACUUUGAGAUGAUCAUCAUCACUUCUUCUUCUUCUUCUUCUUCUUCUUCUUCUUCUUCAUGUUAGAUUUUUCGCUUGUGUCUACUCUAUUUGCUUGCUGUUUGGACUGGAGAUUAGAAAUUGAAUGCAGCCAAUCAGCUCGAACAGUUUGGAGUGUAGUAAUGCUUGCCCUUAUUUCUACUUUCAUAUGGUUGUCA
Camellia sinensis is the source of this 1507-nucleotide messenger RNA. RefSeq names its product GDSL-like Lipase/Acylhydrolase superfamily protein. Gene Ontology annotation, molecular function: hydrolase activity, acting on ester bonds. The record is from RefSeq and is a predicted model, not a curated record. Lineage: Eukaryota; Viridiplantae; Streptophyta; Magnoliopsida; Ericales; Theaceae.